This is a messenger RNA of Acanthaster planci (crown-of-thorns starfish), 3018 nucleotides long. It is a transcript of the gene pola2, whose product is annotated as DNA polymerase alpha 2, accessory subunit. Gene Ontology annotation, cellular component: alpha DNA polymerase:primase complex. Gene Ontology annotation, biological process: DNA replication; DNA replication initiation. Lineage: Eukaryota; Metazoa; Echinodermata; Asteroidea; Valvatida; Acanthasteridae. The record is from RefSeq and is a predicted model, not a curated record. Gene Ontology annotation, molecular function: DNA binding.
UAUUUGGCGCUGGCGCGUUUUCUUGACUCCUGGAAUUCGGGUAACUGAAUGAGAACUGUCUGUCUUUCAAGCACUUUUCUCCAGUAAACAGAGACAAAAUGAUGGCCACAUCCAUGGUAACCGAAGAUGAACUGGUUCAGGAGUUCGAAGAUUUUGACAUUGAGCUCACCGAUCCCGACGUAGUCGAUAAAUUGAAGGAGCUGUGUGUGGUGUAUCGAUUGGACUGCUCCAGUAUUGUAUCCGAAUGGGUCGCUUACUCCAUCAGUCGGAACGACCAAAAGAUGACAGUGGAAAGUCUGGAAGAAAUGGAACAAGAUAGAAUUAGCAAGAAAAAGAAGAAAAUUGCCAAAACCCCAACUGUGACCAGUCCAGCACUUUUCUCUUCUGAUCCAAUCGCUGAGGAAUCUGAUGAUCUACUGAGUGCCUAUACCCCCGCUGGAAAGAGUAAACACAAGCGACUUCAUACUACACCAGAGAAUCCUCCUAAUAAGAGACUGCAGGGUGUACAUCGCCAUGGCAAUAUUCCAUUCUCACCUGCCAGUUUCUCUCCACCAGUUGUGGCAACUCCAUCCCAGAAGUACAGCAGUCGAAGCAAUCAGUAUGAGGUGGUAGCAAGUUAUGGUCCAACUAGUCGCACAUCUUGGAAAGGAACAAAUGCUCAGACAUGUUCAGUGCAGUACUUCGAUGAAGACAGUGCUCUCAAAAAGAAUUACAAGUAUAUGUUCCAUAAAUUCACCGACAAAGCCAGUGUUCUGAAUGAUAUGAUAGAAAGUAUGGCACAACAACUCCAAGAAACACAUGGAAUAGAAAGUUUCUCUCAUCUUGCACUUCCUAUCCAGGAAUCAGUCACAGUCGUCGGUCGUGUCUGUUGUGACACCAGCAACGGUCGUCUCAAUGCCCAGUCUGUUCUCCUUGAAGGAUCUGUUGAAACUUCCUCUGGCAAGCAAGUAAUGCUGAGUCUAUCAAACAUCAAGGAGUUCUCGUUAUUUCCUGGACAGAUCAUCACAUUGGAUGGCAUCAAUAGUACAGGUGUCAAGUUGGUGGCUUCAAAAAUCUAUGAGAGUAUUGCCCUGCCUUUGAACCAGUCAGAAGAUACCUCACUAGCAGACUAUGGUCCAUUACAUGUGAUGACAGCUGGUGGGCCAUACACAACGGUCGAUACACUUAGCUAUGAGCCUUUCGAUGACCUGAUACGGGUAAUGGUGCAAGAAACACCUGAUGUUUGUAUUCUUUUUGGUCCAUUUGUUGAUGCCAACCAUGCCAAAAUAAAGGAUUACACUCAAGAUCCUGCGGAUCUCUUCAAGAUACAAAUGAUGAAACUUGUGGAGGCCACAAAAAAGAUUGGAACCCAUUUGGUGAUAGUUCCUUCUCUGCGUGAUGUCCAUCACGACUUCAUAUAUCCUCAGCCUCCCUUCCAAAUACCGGAUAGUCUUCCAGACAAGGAUAGAUUACACUUUGUGUCUGACCCUUGUACACUAUCCAUCAAUGGUGUUGUGUUUGGCCUGACAUCAAGUGACAUUCUGUUUCACCUUGGAAGCGAAGAAAUCUCACAUCCACCAGGUUCAUCAGAUCGUCUAGGACGUCUGACGAAACACAUCCUGACUCAACACAACUAUUACCCUCUCUACCCACCCCCUGAAUGCAUGCCCAUUGACUAUGAACAUUAUGAGCAGUUUGCUCACAUGGAAGUCACUCCUGAUGUGUUCAUUAGUCCGUCAGACCUCAGAUGGUUUAUCAAGGAGGCCUGUGGGUGUCUGACUAUCAACCCUGGUCGUUUGACCCGAGGUCAAGUUGGUGGUACUUAUGCAAAGCUGGUUAUCACACCAUCAGAGAAUACCAAGACUGUUGGAGUAACUGCCCUGUCUGCUGCUCAGAUACUCAGGAUUUAGACAGAGAAAAGGAUUUAUAAGGAGGAAUUGUGAUUGGUAUGAAACCUCCUCACUGUAAAUGUAACCUGCCAUUCAUACCAAAGGGUAAAAACAGAUUAAGGUAAUUUGCUUGAACUUGUAACUGUCCUUUUGGUUAUGAAAAGUAACUGCAAGAACAAUUUUUAGUGGCAAUGUUUUUUAGGUAGUUUAGUAGUUCAACCCUAAAAGAGCCGCAUAAUUUUUGGACCAUCUCACAGCUGGGAAUCAGCUCAACCCUCCAAAGUCUUUUGUCCUAUGUCUGAUUUUUUUAAAACUUGGCACGCAUGUCACGACAUUCAUCUAUAAGAAUGUGAUGUUUCUAUGUAAUCUUACAAAUGCCUUUUUGUUGCAGUUAUUUGGUCUAGUCCACACAAGUGCAUCAAAAUGUCUGCAAUGACUUAUUAAAAUAUGAAGGCUUUGCUCGUGAAAAAACUGCACUGCAGCAAUGUCAAAAAAUGUUAAGGGGGGCCUUCCCUGGGCUCUGUCAGGAUUUGCUUUAAUGUAGCAUGAUUCUGUGAUGUCAUAGUUGUGCCUUGGGGAUUGGUGGUUUCUUUGUGUAAUUUCCUUCAACUGAUGAACUAUCAUAAGACACAUGUACAACAAAGCCUAGCCUAGGCCGUAUGUAGUAAUGAGAGGCAUUGUUUAUCUUGCAUUCCCAUUUAUGGUACAUGAUCAGAGAGCUAUGUUCCUGAAAUUACAGAUUCCUGUGUCCUGACACUUGCUCUUGUUUUCAAACUUUGAUUGUCAACAAUAUUCAAGUCAUGGGAAGGAUCUUGGAUGUGUUGAAACCACCAUGUGUUGUUCCUUACCAGUAGGAAUGAUAAGAUUCAGAGUAUUUAUAACAGUUAUUUAAGGUUUGUGGACACAACAAAGUAAGAACCAGACAUUUUAAGAAAUCUUUCCAAAAUUUUAUGCACUGCAAACUUGGAAAAUAGUACAAACAACAAAUGUGUGCAUAUCGAUUCAUAGAUAUACAUAAAGACACUUGUCAUGGAGAAAGUUCUCUGUUCAAAUGGAAACGGUCCUUACACAAAAUUAUAAGUACAAAAUUAAGUCUGAUAUUUUGAUGGUUUAAUAUAUGUCAUACAAUACAAGUGAAUUACUUCAAGGA